Messenger RNA from Aspergillus ochraceoroseus IBT 24754, 990 nucleotides. RefSeq lists its product as uncharacterized. The coding region runs from base 198 to 905 and encodes 235 amino acids. Lineage: Eukaryota; Fungi; Ascomycota; Eurotiomycetes; Eurotiales; Aspergillaceae. Gene Ontology annotation, cellular component: endoplasmic reticulum membrane; Golgi membrane; COPII-coated ER to Golgi transport vesicle. The record is from RefSeq and is a predicted model, not a curated record. The transcript has 2 exons. Gene Ontology annotation, molecular function: COPII receptor activity. Gene Ontology annotation, biological process: endoplasmic reticulum to Golgi vesicle-mediated transport.
CCCACUUGACUUGCUUUCGCACAGGCCAAUCAACUCCAUCUCCUUCCCCUAUCAUAUCUGAGACUCUCUGAUGACGAGGUCGGUUUGAUCUAUCUCCCCCUGGAUAGCCCUACGCCCAGGUUUCGCUUGUAUUUGCCUCUCUCCUCGCAAAUUGAUCACCUCAACCCGAGUUCCAACGGCAGCUUCGCGUCUUCACAAUGUGGAUUUUACCGCUACUAGGGUACUUGGGAGUGAUAAUAGGGUUCUCAUUCCUUACUCUGGCCAUAGCAUCCGGACUAUACUACCUCUCAGAGCUCGUAGAAGAGCACACAGUGCUCACCCGCCGACUCCUCACCCGACUAAUAUACUGCAUAAUCGGCAUGCAAGUCCUCCUCCUCCUCUUCGACCACUUCCCAUUCUUCCUCUCCCUCCUCAGCAUCGGGUCGCAUCUCGUCUACGCAAGCAACCUCCGCCGCUUCCCCAUCGUCAAACUCUCCGACCCCCUCUUUAUUCUCUCCUGCGUCCUCGUCGGCCUAAACCACUGGCUGUGGUUUCGCCACUUCUCGAAACCAAUCACCACCCCGCGCCCCGGCUCGAGCUGGCGCCAGCCUUACCAGCUGAGUCCGGGCGAUAUGCCAACCUUCACCGAGGUCGCGUCGUAUUUCGGACUCUGUGUGUGGCUGGUCCCGUUUGCGCUUUUCGUGAGUCUCAGCGCGGGCGAGAAUGUCUUGCCGACUAUGGGGUCGGAGUAUGCGACUGGGGAGCAGGUGCCCACGGCGGGAUUCAGCCGCAGUGCGCUGCAGUCGGACGGGAAGAAUAAGAACAAGGGGAUGGCGAAGGCGUUGGUGGAUGGAGUGAGGGAUUGGGUGCGGGAGAAUGGAGAGCUAAUGGGAUUUUGGAAGGGAGAUCGUACAAAGGGCUUCUAACCUUUUCUUUCUUUUCUUUCUUUUCUCUUUCUCCUCUUCUAAAAAUCCUCCAUUGAUAUAUAUAUAUAUAUAUAUGUACUUGCUC